This is a messenger RNA of Wyeomyia smithii (pitcher-plant mosquito), 596 nucleotides long. Its product is annotated as acylphosphatase-2. Bases 22 to 471 code for a protein of 149 amino acids. The record is from RefSeq and is a predicted model, not a curated record. Lineage: Eukaryota; Metazoa; Arthropoda; Insecta; Diptera; Culicidae. The transcript has 4 exons. Gene Ontology annotation, molecular function: acylphosphatase activity.
CUGAUGUAGAAUGUAAUCAAAAUGCGACAGUGCAGGCCUUUUAUUUUGUUUACAUUGAUUUUGACGACCGUUUCCGUGCGAAACUUAGCAACAGCGUCCGGUUGCCCGGGAGCACCGAAAGCGGAUUCGCUUGAUAUAGACAGUUGUUUUCAGGACCCACUCGGUAGAUCUGUCGAAAUGGCGAGCAGAUUGUUUGCCUGUGAUUUUGAAGUGUUUGGUAUUGUGCAAGGGGUGUUUUUCCGGAAGUACACCCAGAAACAAGCCAAAGGGUUAGGAUUGCGCGGUUGGUGUAUGAAUACUCGCGAAGGAACAGUGAAAGGACAAAUGGAAGGCGAGGAAGCACCAAUAAAUGAAAUGAAACAUUGGCUCAAGACCAAGGGUAGUCCUACUAGUCGUAUUGAUAAGGCUGUCUUCGGUGAUAUGAAACCAAUAGAGAAAUACUCCUUCAAUGAUUUUGGCAUCAGGCGUUGAACCGGUAGCUAAUGUCAAAUUGAAGAAUUAUAUAAAUUUGUGCGUAUUUUAUUUAUUAUAAUUUAAGUUAUUGUGAGAUUAGUAAAAAAAUUGAAAUUAAAUGCUUGAAGUAUGUAGUGGGUGAA